Molecule: messenger RNA, 695 nt
Organism: Saccostrea echinata
Lineage: Eukaryota; Metazoa; Mollusca; Bivalvia; Ostreida; Ostreidae
Product: antileukoproteinase-like
Exons: 2
Coding region: 132-515 (127 amino acids)
Cellular component (GO): extracellular region
Molecular function (GO): peptidase inhibitor activity
Source: RefSeq, a predicted model, not a curated record
ACCGUGAAAAUUUUACAGGUGGGACAUUAGAAGGAAGUUCUGCACAAGUCAGAGUCGGGUCUUGGGUUGACUGAACAGGGGUCAUAUUUAUUGUGGUUUUGAUAUUACUCUGUGUUUCACUUCCAGUCGUCAUGAAUCUCGGAUUAUGUGUUUUAGUUGCUAUGACCUGGACGUAUGCUCUAGCUUACACUAAUUACCCAGACCCUGAAUGCCCACCAAAAGAUGCAGUGAAAUGUAACCCCCGAUUCGAUGUUCCCUGCCAAUCAUCCAAGGACUGUAGAGGAAAAAGGAUAUGUUGUCCUGAUGAAGGAGGUCAUCCGGUUUGUGCCACCCGCCGUCCCGGAACUUGCCGUCGGGUGAGAUCCCGGCAUUGUGGGUACCGGAACACGGAUACAACUGAGUGUUCCAGGGACGAGCACUGUCCGUUACCCGCUAGAUGUUGUAUAAAUGCCCAAUGCAAAAGAACGUGUCAGUCAGGGACCGACCUUAUUUAUACUCGCGGAUACUUUGGUUAGAGAGUUCAAAGGUCAAAGUUCAAUUUUUAUAGUGAAGGACACAUUGGUACUAUAAUCAAUGAUAAUAAUAUAUUUAUUACUUUCAAUUGUAUGACAUUGAUGAAUCGGAUUAAUUUAAGAGACAAAGGCUAUUCUAAGGGAGAGAUUAUUCUGAAGAAGGAAAUUGAUCAAACAUUUUUU